AUACCCCCUCCACACCAUUUCAAGCUUCUUCAUCCAGUCCCUCUUCCUUUUCCUACAUCACAUUUCUCUUUGUUUUCCCAAAGAACUCCAUGGCUAAGCUUCUUGUGCUUUCUUCUUGGUCUCAUUGCCAUCUCCAUGCUUCAAACUAUGGUUAUGGCAUCACAUGGACAUGGCGGUCCCCAUUACGAUCAAAAACGUUAUGGCCCUGGAAGCCUCAAGGUUAACCAAUGCCCAUCGGAGUGCACAAGGAGAUGUAGCCAGACCCAGUACCACAAACCAUGCAUGUUCUUCUGUCAGAAAUGCUGCAGGACAUGCCUGUGUGUGCCCCCAGGGUAUUACGGGAACAAACAAGUUUGCCCUUGCUACAACAACUGGAAGACCAAGGAAGGAGGCCCCAAAUGCCCUUAAAUUUAGUACACCAAGAAAACCCCUUUAUUUUAUUAUUAUUUCCUUAAUUAUUAUGGUUAAGCAUGAAGUUGUUGCACUGUAAUGCUAACUUUAUAUUUAUGAUGUUGGUUGUUACUGGUGGGUUUAUGUAGUUUUUGGAUCUGGGUUUUGUACCAAUUUGUGUCACCCCAUUAAAUGAGAGUGGCUAACCUUUGCUCUACUUAUUAAUGAAGAUGGCGUUAUUUA
Hibiscus syriacus is the source of this 633-nucleotide messenger RNA. Its product is annotated as gibberellin-regulated protein 4-like. The annotation marks the transcript as partial. NCBI's taxonomy places the organism in Eukaryota, Viridiplantae, Streptophyta, Magnoliopsida, Malvales, Malvaceae. The record is from RefSeq and is a predicted model, not a curated record. The transcript is spliced from 3 exons.